ACAAAAUGCAAAAAAUGUUUAAUGUAAUAAUUGUGUGCCAAAACUAUUUCUUUCUAAAGCUGCUUUGUUUGGAAGCUUCACUUGGUGUGUGUAUGUGCAGUAAUGUGUGUGUGCAUGUACACACAUUUUUUACAUAUCUGUUCACAGAUUAUAUACUGGUCAUAUGUACACAUGACAUGAUGAAGAUAUUAUGUGGAUAAAACAUAAUAUUUGAAGGAAUUAUUAGAAUAAAAUGGUCCUAAGCAGCUGGAUAAACAAUACUUUUCUUGUUUGUAAAUGCAGGUAGAAGGCUUUUUGUGAUAAGAGGCAGUGAUCUUAAAAAUUGGAACAGAAUGUAAAUUCUUCAUUUUUCUGAUCCUGUGUCAUCUCCCAUCAUGUUGUUGUAGUUGUAGUGUCACUGUCUUGUCAGAAUCGUUAAUGUGGAAGGAUCUUUGGGCAUGAAGAGGACUAAUUAACAUGUUUGUACCUUUGGUCCUACUUUUUGCUGAUAUGGAUUGCACCUUAAGUGAAGGUUGUUUAUACUAAUUUAAGCUAGACGCUGGUUGGACUCAUCUAAAACUAUUGUAGUCUAAAUUGAUCCAUAUCACAUUUAAUGCUGUACUUAGCAAUGAUAGUAAUGCAGAACAUUUCUUCAGCUAAUUUUUUUUUUUCCUGGAACAUGAAAAUAAAGUAUUAACUUGCUGCUUUGCAGUGUUUCCCUAAAAAGGGACUUUUGGGAUGUAAUGUUUUCUUGCAAAUAUAGCUGAUCAAAAAUUUUUUUUAAGCCCCAGCAUAGAUAUUUUUCUGCAUUCUUGGUCUCAGUUCUUGACAUUUAUUUUUGCAUUGCCUAUUAGGGAAUAUAGAUGUGUGGUUUUGAAAAAAUAUUUUCUUCCUCUGGUUUAGAGCACUGAUUGGUAUAAGGGAGUAUCAAACUUCAGACUUGAGAAAGAGUAGUAUUGGAAAUUUCAUCUGGGUUUCUGAGGCUCCUUGUGAUGGGGUGCUGGUUUUUGUGGGGUUUUUUGAUUGUUUUUAUUGGGUUUUUUUUCCUCCAACUGUUGAAUAACUGCAUUUAAGAAACCUAAUGGACUUAUAUGUUCAAUGCCAGCUUGUUCAGCUCAUUUGAAGAAGCCACUUUCUCUUUUUUGAUAUAAACCCCCAACAAUAAAAUUUUACCGUUGAUAUUUAACACUUGAAACCUUUACAACAGUUUGAUAUCUCCUGCCAAGUUUUAAGAGAAUUUGAGAUGGUGUUAGGGAGACUUGAAGUCAUUCCUGUGUGACAAAGUUUGGAUACCUUGUUUCAGGCAGCCUGAAUGUUGUAGCUGUGUGUUCCAGGGGUGGUCUGGUGUAGGGGGAGUGUUUGCAGACAAUCAGGCACAUGUAGGAUCUGAUUAGACCCCAUAGAUGCCUCGAAUGGGGGCAACUUUCAGGCCAAUGAGCCUGCCAGCCCCCAAAUGAAGGCUUGUUUUUUUGAAAGCUGCUCCUUACCAAGUUGGUCUAAUAAGAUGCUGCACCUGCCAAAGGUGUUAAAUUUCCUUAACCCAAUUGAAGGAAAUGCUGGUUUAGUUUGCACUUGUUUAUCUCGAAGGGAGAAUAGUUGUGAUGGCUGUAGUGUGGGAGUUGUUUGUGCAGCAAGGAGCUGGCUGCUGUAGGUAGUUUGUUUUGUAGCUGACUGUCACACUUUGUCAGCAUGAAAAGGAGAGUGUAAGUCCUGAGUUUGCAGAGCUGUUCACUGCUCUGUGCCAACAAACUGCCUGAUACUUAAAGGGCAACCUGCUCCUAGUGAUUAGAAAGAACCUCUUAAAAAGAAUCAAACAUUGCACUACUUUUAAACAGUCUCUUAGAUAUCUAACAUUUCUAUCUUAGCUAUAUUUUACUAUGUAAAAAAGGAAAUGUUUUUGAACUACUGGGAUCAAAAAAAGCGAGAUAAAAUUAUAAAAUUGGCAAUGAAAUUACUUCAGCUCUUUCAAAUGGAAGAUACAAGUGUUUUGACUACUUAGAAAAGUAUAUUCAUUAAUUUACAAGCAGAUUAUGUAGUCGUUUUUAAAAAAAAAUCCGAUAUCUCUUUUUUUUAUUACAUGCAGUUUGCUUCUGUGUAAACAGUCAACCUUUAGCACAAAGGAGAGUUUCUAGGCGUUUUUAAAUUCCCUUGAUGACAAUGCUAGUUUUUUUUGGUUAAAAUGUUUUCCAAAGUGAGUUUGGGAUGUGGGGGAGAAAGUGUUCAGAAUGAAGUUUGAGCUUUCAUUGGUGUCAGUGCUUAGUGUGAAGUUAGUAUACACUUUAAAGACUGUGUAUAUUGUGGUUUUCAGCUCUGGAGGAGUUGCUAUGAUCUCACCAUUUAAGGAUUUCUUAGACUGAAAAAUGAGGUUUUACACUCAUUUCCCUCUGUCAGAAAAAUUCUGAACACUGAAAUUUUCUCCCUACCCCUCACGUUUCCUUAACACUGACAGUGAGUCUUAGUUAAAUUUACUAAACCUUAUUAAAUGUGUAACUCAUUUUUUUUGUAGUCAGUUGAAAAGAUACCUAUAGGAAGAACGUGAUCUGUGGUCCAUUUACGAGAAGUGUGAAAGGAGUGUAAUUUAUUUUUAGGUCAUAGAAUAAAAUGUUGAGUCAACAUUUGAAAACAUUUUCUCUUUUAAUAGCUAAAUUAAUCUAUGAUUGACAUGGUGUUUAAUAUUUUUUAUACUGAAUCUGAAAUACCCUCUUGCCAUUUCUUACAUUCAUUUAUAUUGUUUUACUGAGGACAUUCUUUUCCUACACAUUUUAAUUUAGGGAUGGUAAUGCAAACUUAGUAGUGAUGUAUUUCAAUGCAGAAUUCCUCCUCAUAUAUAACAAAAGUAUUUACCUGUAAAGGUGGUAUUUGCCCAUCCAACAUUUACCUGCUUUGAUGCCGGUGUUAUGUGGCACAGGGGAAAAAUAAUAAUUAUUCAGAGGAAUCUGGAAAUUUUUCUUGCCUACAAACAGUAAUUUCUGAAGCUGUUACUCCUUGUAUACUUAAGUUAGGGGAGAUGCCAAGGUGGAAUUUUUGUCAUUGUUGUGUGAUAACACACCUAGAAAAAGUAAUUUCUGAAGCUGUUAACUCCCCCUUGUACACUGAAGUUAGGGGAGAUGCUGAGGUGGGAUUUUUGUCAUUGUAGUGUUGGUAACACACCUAGAAACAGUCAGUUCUGAAACUGUCGCCCAUCCUUGUACACUGAAGUUAGGGGAGAUGCUGAGGUGGGAUUUUCGUCGUUGUGUGAUAACACACCUAGAAACAGUCAUUUCUGAAGCUGUCGCUCCCCCUUACACACUCAGGGGCGAUGCUGAGGUGGGAUUUCCGUGGCUGUUGUGUGGUCACUCCGUGUUUCGCUCUGUGCAGCCUGUCAGGACGCAGCCAUGGCCACGGAGAUCGGUUCCCCGCCGCGCUUCUUCCACAUGCCGCGCUUCCAGCACCAGGCGCCGCGGCAGCUGUUCUACAAGCGGCCUGACUUCGCCCAGCAGCAGGCCAUGCAGCAGCUCACCUUCGACGGCAAGCGCAUGAGGAAAGCUGUCAACAGAAAGACCAUAGACUACAAUCCUUCUGUCAUCAAAUAUUUGGAGAAUAGAGUAUGGCAGAGAGAUCAACGAGACAUGCGGGCGAUCCAGCCCGAUGCAGGAUAUUAUAAUGAUUUGGUCCCUCCUAUAGGAAUGCUGAACAACCCUAUGAAUGCUGUGACAACAAAAUUUGUUCGGACAUCUACUAAUAAAGUAAAAUGCCCAGUGUUUGUUGUCAGGUGGACUCCUGAGGGGAGACGCUUGGUCACUGGUGCAUCUAGUGGGGAGUUCACUUUAUGGAAUGGACUGACUUUCAAUUUUGAAACGAUAUUGCAGGCUCACGACAGCCCUGUAAGGGCUAUGACUUGGUCACACAAUGAUAUGUGGAUGCUGACAGCAGACCACGGGGGAUAUGUGAAAUACUGGCAGUCCAACAUGAACAACGUCAAGAUGUUCCAGGCACAUAAGGAGGCGAUUAGAGAGGCCAGUUUCUCACCCACGGAUAAUAAAUUUGCUACAUGCUCUGACGACGGCACUGUUAGAAUCUGGGACUUUCUACGUUGCCAUGAGGAGAGAAUUCUUCGAGGCCAUGGAGCAGAUGUGAAAUGUGUUGACUGGCAUCCCACAAAGGGAUUAGUUGUUUCAGGAAGUAAAGAUAGCCAACAGCCCAUCAAGUUCUGGGAUCCAAAGACUGGCCAGAGCCUUGCCACACUACAUGCUCACAAAAACACAGUGAUGGAGGUGAAACUGAAUCUCAAUGGCAACUGGCUGCUGACAGCUUCUCGUGACCAUCUCUGUAAACUCUUCGACAUCCGGAACCUGAAAGAAGAACUUCAGGUCUUCAGGGGUCAUAAGAAAGAGGCCACAGCUGUGGCCUGGCAUCCUGUUCACGAAGGGCUGUUUGCCAGUGGAGGGUCUGAUGGCUCCUUGUUGUUCUGGCAUGUUGGGGUUGAGAAGGAGGUUGGUGGAAUGGAAAUGGCCCAUGAAGGAAUGAUCUGGAGUCUAGCUUGGCAUCCCCUCGGACACAUUCUGUGUUCAGGCUCAAAUGAUCACACCAGCAAGUUUUGGACUAGGAAUCGGCCUGGAGAUAAAAUGCGAGAUCGUUACAACUUGAACCUGCUGCCUGGGAUGUCAGAGGAUGGUGUGGAAUAUGCUCCAGGAGAUGAUCUGGAGCCCAACAGCCUGGCAGUUAUUCCUGGGAUGGGAAUACCUGAACAGUUGAAAAUAGCCAUGGAGCAGGAGCAGAUGGGGAAAGAUGAGUCCAAUGACAUUGAAAUGACAAUCCCAGGACUGGAUUGGGGAAUGGAGGAAGUAAUGCAAAAGGACCAAAAGAAAGUGCCACAGAAAAAAGUUCCCUAUGCAAAACCAAUACCAGCACAGUUUCAGCAGGCAUGGAUGCAAAAUAAAGUUCCUUUGCCUCCCCCACCUGAGCCAUUGAAUGAUAGAAAGGAGGAUAUUAAGUUGGAGGAGAAAAAGAAAUCACAGGCAGAGAUUGAGCAGGAAAUGGCAGCACUUCAGUACACAAACCCACAACUCCUGGAGCAACUGAAAAUUGAGAGACUUGCACAAAAGCAAGCUGAGCAAGUGCAGCCACCGCCCCCAGGAGGAUCUCUCCAUGGACCUCAGCCUUUCCCAGGGCAAGGCCCAAUGUCACAGAUGCCUCAAGGGUUUCAGCAGCCCCUUCCACCUCAGCAGAUGCCAAUGAAUAUGCCUCAGAUGGGACCUCCUGGUCCACAAGGACAGUUCCGACCUCCAGGACCCCAAGGACAAAUAGGACCUCAAGGUCCAUUACACCAAGGAGCUGGAGGUCCACAAGGGUUCAUGGGACCACAAGGACCUCCAGGCCCCCAAGGGCCUCCACAAGGAAUGCCACGGCCUCAGGAUUUACAUGGACAUCAAGGAAUGCAGAGACAUCCGGGCCCUCAUGGGCCAAUGGGGCCCCCAGGUCCACAGGGUAAUGCCGGCCCCCAGGGACACUUGGGACCGCAGGGCCUGCCUGGGUCUCAGACUCAUUUAGGACCACAGGGCCCACCUGGCCCACAAGGUCACUUGGGUCCUCAGGGUCCCCCCGGAGGUCAAGGAAUGCAGGGGCCACCUGGUCCACGAGGAAUGCAAGGACCUCUUCCUCACGGCAUGCAAGGAGCUCCGGGAUCUCAAGGGAUGCAGGGCCCCAUAUCUCAAGGGCCUCUGAUGGGACUUAAUCCAAGAGGGAUGCAGGGUCCACCAGGACCCAGAGAUAACCAGGGACCUAAUCCACAAGGGAUGAUGAUGGGUCAUCCACAAGAAAUGAGAGGUCCUCAUAUGCAAAGUGGUUUACUAGGACACGGUCCCCAAGAGAUGCGGGGCCUUCAGGGACCCCCUCCUCAAGGCUCAAUGCUGGGACCGCCACAAGAAAUGCGUGGGCCACCCGGUGGGCCCCAGGGCCAGCAGGGACCUCCACAAGGGUCUUUAGUGGGGCCUCAAGGAAACAUGCAAGGACCUCAGGGACAGCCCAACCCUUCGAGGGGGCCACAUCCUUCCCAGGGCCCUCUGCCCUUCCAGCAGCAGAAAACGCCUCUGUUGGGGGACGGGCCUCGUCCCCCCUUCAAUCAGGAUGGACAGAACCCGGGUCCUCCUCCUCUGAUACCAGGCCUGGGGCAGCAAGGAGGACAAGGUCGUCUGGGCCCUCACAACCAAGGACCUGGUCUUAAUAAAGGUGACGCCCGUGGGCCACCCAACCAUCACCUGGGCCCGCUGUCGGACCGGCGGCACGAGCAGAACAGCGGCGGCCCCGAGCACGGGCCAGAGAGGGGCCUGUUCCGAGGGGGGCAGGACUGGAGCGAGGGCAGGGACAGCAGGGGCAUGCCCGACAGGAGGGGACCUCACCCCGAUUUCCACGAUGACUUCGAUCGCCCCGACGACUUCCGUGACGAUUUCCACCCGGACAAGAGAUUUGGCCAUCGACUACGGGAGUUCGAGGGGAGAGGAGGCCCACCAUUGCAAGAUGAGAAAUGGAGACGAGGUGGACCUGGGCCUCCCUUUCCUCCUGAUCACAGGGAAUUUGAAGGAGGUGGUUCCAACCGUGGGCCCCCUGGGGCUUGGGAAGGACGGAGACCUUCAGAUGACAGAUACCCACGGGAUCCUGAGGAUGCACGCUUCCGAGGAAGGCGAGAUGAGAGCUUCCGGAGAGGAGGACCCUCGAGACAUGAGGGCCGGGGACCCAGGGGCAGAGAUGGCUUUCCUGGCCCUGAAGAUUUUGGGCCAGAUGAUGCUUUUGACUCUCCAGAUGAAAAUUCCAGAGGAAGGGACCAUGGUGCUCGGGGGCGAGGUCGAGGUGCUCCAAGAGGAGCUCGGAAGGGUUUGCUUCCUACUCCAGAUGAAUUCCCACGUUUUGAAGGAGGGAGGAAACCAGAAUCCUGGGAUGGAAACAGAGAACCAGGUCCUCGUCCAGACCACCCUCCUCAUGAUGGGCAUUCUCCAGCCAACAGAGAACGUUCCUCCUCACUCCAGGGCAUGGACAUGGCCUCACUGCCACCACGGAAACGUCCCUGGCACGACGGACCCGGAACCUCUGACCACAGAGACAUGGAUGCUCCAGGGGGACCUCCAGAGGAGAGGGGCAAAGGACGAGGAAAUUCAGGACCUUCACAGAGAGCACCAAAAUCUGGGAGGUCCAGUUCUCUAGAUGGAGACCACCACGAUGGAUUCCACAGGGAUGAAGGCUUCGGUGGAGGCCCAGGAGGAGUCAAUAACCCUUCUCGAGGAGGAAGGAGUGGCAGCAAUUGGGGAAGAGGAAAUAACAUGAACUCUGGCCAGUCCCGGAGAGGAGGAUCUCGGGGUGGACGAGGCCGAUAGAAGAGGCUUUGACUGGGUCAUGCCCAGUCCUUGUGGGACAAUAUUUAAACAGACUGCUACUCUGGACUCAGUCACCUGCAAUGCCACGAACCUGGAUUCUUAACUGGGAUAACUGAAUGUGCAUUAGUUCCUAACAAGGGUCUUUCUUUUCCUAAAUCAGUCAUUUGCCUCUAGCUGCAAUAUUGUAGCUAGCUUUGUUUUGUUCUUUCCACUCCCAUUCCCCUCACUUUCUUGUUUUGUCAAGAGCUGGAAUUCCUUUUAAGUGUUGUGGAACAUGGAAUAUCUCCACAGAUUUCAGUUCACCUCCAGACAGAAACUUGUUUCUAUAUGUACAGUUUGUCAAAGAGUUACGUUGGUUUUGUAUGAAUACAGAAUGUAAUUUGCGCAAAAAUUAA
Molecule: messenger RNA, 7720 nt
Organism: Sturnus vulgaris (Common starling)
Lineage: Eukaryota; Metazoa; Chordata; Aves; Passeriformes; Sturnidae
Source: RefSeq, a predicted model, not a curated record